AUGGCAGCACCAUUAUCCCCCGCAAAGGCCUACGCCAAAAUCCAACAAAUCCAACAAGGUCAAAACAAUGACCCCAAUACCGAACUUGCGAUUUUACGGAUUAGCGAACCAAUUACCUCGUCUUUAGAUGCCGCAGACUUUUCGCGAUCACUAUCCAAACGCGCUUCAGAUGCGUCGAUAAACCCAUCAGAGAACCCUACCCCCGCGUCGUUGGAGGCGGAUUUGACGCAUUACAAGGAAUUAUUCUCGAAACUGCGCUUUUCAUAUUUAGAACAGGUCACAAAAGAGAAGUUUUUACGAGCCAUUGUUGGAGAUCCGCCACUCGUCGUGGGCCAUAAUGAAAAUGUGGAGUUGGAGACAAAUUUGGCCGAAGUCAAACAGGAACUCAAAAACCGGAAAGAGGAAGUACGACUUAUGGUAGAAGAUAUGGAGAAGGUUGUUAGAGAAUUGGCUACACGGUAUAAAAACGUGCAGCUUCAGACGACACAACUGUCGACACUUCCUAAGGAAAUAGCCAAUUUAGAAAACACAAUUGCCACGCUACGGGCAUCACAGGCCCAGCACGCACUUGCAGCAGAUCCUAGCAAUCCAGCAUCCUCCCAAAACUUGUCGUUACCAGCAACCUUGUCGCUGCUUGCAGAACGGGAAGCAGAACUGGCCGGAAUUGAUCGACAAUUGACUUCAAUGCAUACAACCCUUCCUCGUAAAACGCGAGAAGCGGAAGCAAUGCAAAGGGAGCUGGGAGUUUUGGAGCGGAGAAAGACGGAGACUCUCGGCCAAGCGCGCGAGGCACAGAGGAAAAAGCUUGAGGGCGAGAGCGAUGGUCUGGAAGAGAUGGGUAGAUGGUAUCGCGGCGCUGAAGCCACUUUGAAGAAGUUGGUUGAUGUGGAGAAUUAA
Molecule: messenger RNA, 897 nt
Organism: Talaromyces rugulosus
Lineage: Eukaryota; Fungi; Ascomycota; Eurotiomycetes; Eurotiales; Trichocomaceae
Exons: 3
Coding region: 1-897 (298 amino acids)
Biological process (GO): kinetochore assembly; protein localization to kinetochore; attachment of mitotic spindle microtubules to kinetochore
Cellular component (GO): kinetochore
Source: RefSeq, a predicted model, not a curated record